ACAAGACAUUUCAGUGUGAGAUGUGUUUCAGAUUCUUUUCUACAAACAGCAACCUCUCAAAACACAAAAAGAAACAUGGGGACAAGAAAUUUGCCUGUGAGAUCUGCAACAAGUUGUUUUACCGGAAAGAUGUCAUGUUGGAUCACCAGAGGCGGCACCUGGAAGGAGUGAGGCGUGUAAAAAGAGAGGACUUUGAGCACAGCACAGACAACAUGGUCCGCUACAAGAAGGAGCCCUCUGGUUGUCCUGUGUGUGGAAAGAUAUUUUCUUGUAGGAGCAAUAUGAACAAGCAUCUCCUUACCCAUGGAGAUAAGAAAUACACCUGUGAGAUUUGUGGGCGUAAAUUCUUCAGGGUGGACGUACUGAGAGACCAUAUUCAUGUUCAUUUUAAGGACAUUGCAAUAAUGGAUGACCACCAAAGGGAAGAGUUCAUUGGCAAAAUAGGAAUCUCUUCAGAGGAAAAUGAUGAAAAUUCAGAUGGAAGUGUGGAUUCCGAGCCUCACAAGUAUAGCUGCAAAAGGUGCCAGUUAACAUUUGGCCGAGGAAAGGAGUACUUAAAACACAUCAUGGAAGUCCACAAGGAGAAGGGAUAUGGCUGUAGCAUCUGCCAUAGACGUUUUGCCUUGAAGGCCACUUACCACGCACACAUGGUCAUUCACCGGGAGAACCUGCCUGACCCCAAUGUGCAGAAAUAUAUCCAUCCAUGUGAAAUCUGUGGAAGGAUUUUUAACAGCAUAGGGAAUUUAGAGCGGCAUAAACUUAUUCAUACAGGUGUGAAAAGUCAUGCCUGUGAACAAUGUGGUAAGUCAUUUGCAAGGAAGGAUAUGUUAAAAGAACAUAUGAGAGUCCAUGAUAAUAUCCGAGAAUACCUAUGUGCAGAAUGUGGCAAAGGCAUGAAAACAAAACACGCAUUGCGCCAUCACAUGAAACUACACAAAGGAAUAAAAGAGUAUGAAUGCAUGGAAUGCCAUCGGAAAUUUGCACAGAAAGUCAACAUGCUGAAGCAUUACAAAAGGCAUACAGGAAUCAAAGAUUUCAUGUGUGAGCUCUGUGGGAAAACGUUUAGUGAAAGGAACACAAUGGAGACGCAUAAACUUAUUCACACAGUGGGGAAGCAGUGGACAUGUUCAGUGUGUGAUAAAAAGUAUGUCACUGAUUACAUGCUCCAGAAACACAUCCAGCUGACCCAUGAUAAGGUAGAAGCUCAGAGCUGUCAUCUCUGUGGAACGAAGGUUUCUACCAGAGCAUCAAUGAGCCGUCACAUGAGACGAAAACAUCCAGAGGUGCUUUCAGUUAGGAUCGAUGACUUAGAACAGCUCCCAGAGACCACUACGGUCGAUGCUUCAUCUAUAGGGAUUGUGCAGCCAGAUCUGUCUCUGGAACAAGGAGAGCUACCAGAGGCCAAGCGUGUGAAGACUCAUAAACGUGGCCAUAAACGAAAGCCUAAACCAGGUGACGAGGAGGAAGUCCAAGUACCUGAGGACUCUGCCUUCAGUGAAUAUACAGAAAAAGAAGUCGAGUUCACAGGAAAUGUGGGGGAUGAGACCAAUUCAGCUGUGCAAAGCAUUCAGCAGGUGGUGGUGACCCUUGGCAAUCCAAAUGUUACAGCGCCUUCUAGCUCUGUUGGUCUAACCAAUAUCAGCGUCACUCCCAUCACCACUCUAGCAGGGACUCCAUUUACAAACCUACAACCUGUAGCUGUAGGCCAUCUUGCAACUCCUGAACGCCAGUUACAACUAGACAAUUCAAUUCUCACAGUGACAUUUGAUACAGUUACUGGUUCUGCCAUGCUGCAUGGCAACCGACAAAAUGAUAUUCAAAUACAGCCACAGCCUGAAGCAACCAGUCCUCAGUCGGUGGCGCACUUUAUAAACCUAACAACUCUGGUGAACUCCAUUGCUCCAUUAGGGAGCCAGAUGUCAGAACAGCAUCCCUUGACGUGGAGAGCAGUGCCUCAAACCGAUGUCCUGCAGACUCAGGCUCAGCCAACGCCACCACAAACAGGGCAGCAGCAGGUUCCAACAGAACAGCAGCAGCAGAUGUACAGCUACUAGUUUGUACUUGAAAGAAGAUUCCAAACUGUGAAUGGGUUUGAAUGAGCCCUGGGGGCACUUAGCAGCAGCAACUGCUGGAUACCAAACAGAGGUGGAAGGAAGGAGCUUAAAGAACGACAUGUAAG
Messenger RNA from Euleptes europaea (tarantolino), 2179 nucleotides. Its product is annotated as PR domain zinc finger protein 15. The transcript is spliced from 13 exons. The record is from RefSeq and is a predicted model, not a curated record. The coding region runs from base 21 to 2054 and encodes 677 amino acids. Lineage: Eukaryota; Metazoa; Chordata; Lepidosauria; Squamata; Sphaerodactylidae. Gene Ontology annotation, cellular component: nucleus.